Messenger RNA from Funneliformis geosporum, 657 nucleotides. Lineage: Eukaryota; Fungi; Glomeromycota; Glomeromycetes; Glomerales; Glomeraceae. The record is from the annotation of a GenBank genome assembly.
AUGAGAAACGCACAUCAUAAUUAUCUGAUUGAUCGUUGUCGUUUCAUAAGAUUUCUCGCCAUCAUUCAUACUUGGAAAUUUCUAAUGUCUCGCUAUAUACGUUGUACAUUUAUCAAGAAACGUGGGUUUUCUUUAGUUCGGGUGUCACCCACAAUAUUUGCUCGAUCUUUGAAACAUCAGAAUGUGUCUCGAUAUGCAACCGAAGCUAACUCAAAAGAAAAACUUCCUACACCUGGAAAAGAAGCAGCAGUUAACUCGCGUGUCGCUAGUCUUGUUGAUCAAAUCGCAUCAUUAACAUUAAUUGAAACUUCAGAACUAGUACAAUCAUUAAAGUCUCGUUUAAAUAUUCAAGAUGUUGUAUUUCCAACUGUUAACGUAUCUGCGUCAGCUAGUCCAACUGCCGAAACUGCAGCUUCUGCUCCUGUUGAGGCUCCUGAAAAAACCGAGUUCGUUGUUAAAUUAGAGAAAUAUGAUGCAGCUGCUAAAACAAAAAUAAUUCGUGAAAUAAAAAACAUUUUGCCCGGGACAAAUCUUGUGGAGGCCAAAAAAUUUGUCGAAAGUGUUCCAAAAGUUAUAAAAGAAAAUGUAAAUAAAGAAGAAGCAGAAAAGAUUAAAAAGACAUUGGAAGGCCUUGGUGGCACUGUAAUAUUAGAAUAA